AUGUAUUCAAGCUAUUAAAACAAAUACGGAUUCGAGGAUAACUUUCACGGCUCCUCCCAUAAUUCAGAUGAGAGUCAAGAUAUCAUCGUAGUGGAACCACUUGAUGAAUAUCAGCAAGCGCUUAACAAAUCAAAUGCUCUCUAUCUGACAAGUCAAAAUUCACCCAACCCAACAUCAUCUUACAUUAACAGACCCCAAAUCAAUUCCUCAACUGUCAACUCAAGAAUAUACUCCUAAAUAAACCAUUCCAACCAACCAGAACACAAACCUUAUGCGUAACAAUCAUAAAGACCUACCUAUGAUCCCACCGUUUCAGUCCCUAGAAAAUACGAUCCCAGUCUUAUUUAACGCACAUAACAAUAAUAACCAUAACCUAAAUCUAGCACUACCCUGUUAUAGCAAUCCAUCAUCGAACAUCAACCAAGAGUUACACAAUCAAUAAUAAAACCAACCGAAAGGCCUCCUCUAAACAAUUAUGAUACACAACAAAGAGACAAGAACUUUAAAGACUAAUAUUCAGAUUACGAUGUUGAGGAGGUACUUUAAAAUCAAGACCAAUUAAAAUCUUCAUACAAAUAACAAUCGGUUGAAGAUUUACCGAAAGAAAGAAAAUUAACUAACUCUAUCACUCCAGUAGAAAAAAAGCCGAGUCUCAAUUCAUAGUCUGCUAUAAUGAGGGAAUCCAAGGUUCCUGCUUUAACAGAAAAGGACAAAUAAUAGUUGAUUGCCAAUGCUAAACAAUAACUCUUAAAUCUAGAUCUAUUUGCAUCCAAAUUAUCCACUCAAAAUUACUCUGGUUAAGACAUUUGCGAGAUUGUGAGCAUUUAAAAGGGAGCAAUUAAACUGCAUUAGGAUCUAAAUAACAUCCUAAGUCAUGAUCGCAAUUCCAUAGUCUUGGUUGGAGUUAUUGGAUAGAACAAAUCAGGUAAAAGCACUUUGCUUAAUGAAAUUGCUCAUACAUCAAAUAAAUAGAAAUUUGGAAACAAUGGUAUUUGGAUGUUAUCCAAACCACUUGUCAUAGAACAGAAAAGCUAUUACUUUGUAGAUUGCUAAGGCACUGAUAAUCAAUUGCUUUAUGCAUUUGUUAUGCUAAGUUGCUCGACAUUAUUAUACAACACUCUCAAAUUGGAUGACAACAGUAUCCAGUGUUUCCCUGUGCUUGACACCAUUUUCAGAUUAUUGAUCAAUGAAUAUGCAAUAAUGCAAUUGUUACCCAAUUUUAUAUGGGUUUAACGCGAUGCACUAUAAGCUCGUCCAAUAAGUGACUUGCAAGAAUUCCUUGUCAAAGCCAAUAAGGGUUAAUAAUUUGAGAAUCUAAUUAAGUAACGUGAUGUGGCCUAUAUUGCCCCAUAAAGCACUUCGGAGUAUUAGAACACGAUUACACAAUUGAAAGACAGGAUUAUUUUGGGCAGUGUUUGCAAACAAGUCAACAGUUACAAUCUGAAUGGACCUCUAAUGUAUUUGUACAUGGAAUAUAUUGUUGAUCUGCUCAAUAAACCAAUUUCUUUGUAAUUGGAUUAAUUAUGGUUAUCAAUUUGUGAGGAUUACACGAAAGCCAUCUACAAUUAGAGUCUGAAUUCAUUCGUCUAAUAAGUCGAUAGUUGGAUGAAAGACAAUCAGAAAGUUGAUGAAAUUGAGAUAUACAAAUAGUUCAGAGAUUUCAAAGAUGUCUCAUUGCAACAGAUAUUCCCAUAUUGUUUUUUGAAUAGCAAGAAUCGAUCAUAUUAGCAAUACAAAAAGAAAUUGCAGGAAAUCCUUGUUGCCAAAGAGAAAUAAGCAUUAUAAUUUUGUCUCUACACAAGUUAAUGUGAAAAUGACUCGUUUUUGAACAAGAACAUCAGUAAAAUAAAUUUCAAGGACAUCGAUUCGUUCUCUUCAUCUUUCAACAAUAUUCUAGACCAAUUAUAAAAGCAAAAGUACCAAUUUUAGCAAUGUUCUACAUAUGCAGAGUUCUUACAACGCAAUUAUAAGAAAUUCAUAGAAGAUCUAUUUUCUAAAUAUCAAAAGAUAUUAGCGAAUACAAGUGAGGAACAAUAAUACAAUUUGCAAUAAUCAAAGAUGCAGGUAUCCACUAAGGAAGAUGAAUUGAAAAAGAAGCAAGAGUAGGUAUCUUUUAUGGAGAAGAAAAGGAAUCUGUUGAUUAAGGAAAUUCAGGAUUUGUAAGAGUAGAUCAAACUUGAAAGAGAGUCGGUUGCACCUGAUGAUCGAUAAUCUUAAUAAGGUCCAAGUGAAGCUCAGAUGUUCGAGCUGAAGAAGAAGUGCGCUGAAAAUAAAUAAGAGAUCCAAGUUUUGAGAAAACAGGUUUAAGAUGCUGAGCGUAGAAAGAAUGAAGAUGGAUGCAGUAUUCAAUGA
Molecule: messenger RNA, 2352 nt
Organism: Paramecium tetraurelia
Lineage: Eukaryota; Ciliophora; Oligohymenophorea; Peniculida; Parameciidae
Exons: 3
Molecular function (GO): GTPase activity; GTP binding
Source: RefSeq, a predicted model, not a curated record